Molecule: messenger RNA, 4366 nt
Organism: Pantherophis guttatus
Lineage: Eukaryota; Metazoa; Chordata; Lepidosauria; Squamata; Colubridae
Product: zinc finger protein 783
Biological process (GO): regulation of immune system process; regulation of cytokine production; negative regulation of transcription by RNA polymerase II
Cellular component (GO): nucleoplasm
Molecular function (GO): RNA polymerase II cis-regulatory region sequence-specific DNA binding; DNA-binding transcription repressor activity, RNA polymerase II-specific
Source: RefSeq, a predicted model, not a curated record
CCUCGAUCCGCCCUGCGCUGAGGCUCGCCCGACGCCGGAGCGGCGUCCCAGGGCGCAUGCGCAGAAGCUGCACCUAGCGGGUAUCGGCCAUGGCCGAGUGGACGCCUGCCCAGGCGUGGGAAUGGGAGGUGGAGCCUCAGCACCUGGCGCCUUUCCAACCUCCCGCCAUUUUCGACCAAUCAGCCGAGCGAGAGAUCUACCCGGCGGCUGAGAUCUCCCUCUGGACGGUGGUGGCUGCUCUCCAAGCGGUGGAGAGGAAGGUGGACACAUCAGCAGCUCGCCUGCUCAACCUCGAAAGCCGCACGGCCACUGCCGAGAAGAAGAUCUUCGAGUGCGAGAAGACAGAACUAGAAUUCAGCAGCCACCUGGCGGCUUUGGGCACCUUGAUCCAGGAAUACCGGGUGCUCCAACGGCGCCUGGAGAACGUGGAGAACCUCCUGAAGAACCGCAACUUCUGGAUUCUCAGGCUCCCCCUCGGUCCGAAGGGGGAGAUCCCCAAGGUCCCUGUGACGUUUGACGAGGAGCAAGCGGUCCAUUUUUCCACACCGGAAUGGGCCAAACUGGAAGACUGGCAGAAGGAACUCUACCGAAACAUCACAAGAGGAAGCUACGAGCCGCUGGUCUCUCUCGACUCUGCCAUCGCCAAAGCUGACGUCCUUCCCCCUCAGGCAGGUCUGGGGGCAGCACCCCACAUUGCGGAUCAGCCCUCGGCGGGGGAAAAGGAAUUCCCCCCGGCGCCCAAACUAGCAGAACCAUUGACUUCCAAAGACGAUCUCUUGUCCUGGAUUAAGCAGGAGGAAUCUCCCGGUCCUGGGAAAUGGAAUCUGGAGAGAGAGAUCCCUGCCACCCUCGGCUACGACGAGAGCACCAGAAUCAAAAGCGAGGAACAGAAGCUCCAAGAAAGUUUGAAACAGGCUUUGCCUGUCCGGCACCAUGCAGCACCCAGCGACGAGGUCUUCCAGACCUCCAGAUGUUGCCAGAGGCAAAGCUGCCCUCCGGGUCAACCUGCCCCUCCUCCUCAAAAGCCACCAGAGGAGCUACCCCACCCCAGUGAGAGAACCUGUCCUGAACCCGAGGCCGCCCCGCCAGCAACCUGCUUGAAGGAAGGCCAGCUGAAAUGUUUCAAGGGUCUGGAUGAGCUUUCCUUGCCCCCAAGGAUUCCCGCAGGAGAGGAAGUGUACGGGGAAGGGGUCAUGCCAGUGACCGAAUCCGGUGUCCCCCAGGUCCCUGAGCCCUACCUGUGCCCAGAGAAUAACAACAACUUCAGCAAUGUGGCUGUCUCCGAAACAGCCGGCCGGCCACACGCCUGCUCCCUCUGCCCGAAGAGUUUCCGGCUGAAGACCAGCCUGCUUAUCCACCAGAAGACCCACGCUGUGGGGAAGAGUGACAGCCCCUUUGUGUGCUCUGAAUGUGGCUGCGGCUUCAGCCACCAGGCCCAGCUGACUCGGCACCAGGCCAUCCACGCCGACCGGCCGCACCAGUGUUCGGAAUGCCACAAAGCCUUCAACCGCAAGUCCAGCCUGGUGGUCCACCAGAAGACGCACCGCGAGCGACCGCGCCCUUUCCAGUGUCCUCAGUGCAGCAAGACUUUCAUCCGGAAACAGCACCUGGACGAUCACACCCGCACCCACACGGGGGAAAAGCCCUACCAAUGUCCCGAGUGCGAGAAGCGUUUCGCAGAGAAGUCCAAACUGACUAACCACUACCGGAUCCACACUGGGGAACGGCCAUACCGCUGCGGGCAAUGUGACAAGCGCUUUGUGCGUGCCCACCACUUGGUCAAGCACCAAAGCAGCGUCCACCAAGCUGGAGCUAAGCUGUUCUCCUGUCGUGAGUGUGGACAGAGUUUCAGCCAUGCCCAAGCCUUCCUCAGCCACCAGGCCAGCCAUGCCAAUGGCGAGAGGCGCCACCGCUGCACCGAGUGCCUCAAGACCUUUGCUCGCAGGAAGUACCUCCUGGAACACCAGCGCAUGCACACGGGAGAGAACCCAUACGCCUGCCCACACUGCGGCAAGCACUUCCGAUACAAGCAGUCACUAAAGCAGCAUCUGCGCACGCACCGGGAGCAACCACCACCACCACCAUCUGGGCCUGCUGUGCCACCAAGCCUGCCAGUCACUAACCCCCUGGAGAAAGACCCUCUCUUUGAGGCCAACCCACCCAGUGGGACCUGAAGCUAGGCCGCAAGUGGUCUUUUGUGCCAAAUGAACCACUGGGCUACAAUUGGCCUGUGGAUAGGCCAGCUGAGAUCUUCGCUGCCUUGCAUGGGGUGGCUCCAAUGCUUCUUCUCCCCCCACAUGGAGAGGCUUUCUUCUUGCUUGCUGGUCAGGACCAUGUGGGGCAGACUCUAGUCCUGUGUAAUAAGCCCAGCUCCCUGCGAUCAGAACACACCGAUUGUCUGAAAUAUUUCUUUGAUGGAGACAGCUGACGAAAGACUCUCGCCGUCCUGCAUUGCAGUCUGAGGAGCUGCAAGUCCUGGUCAAACUGGGGAAAAAUGCGCCUAAAUUGUGAUCAUGUCCACUUACCUUCUUGGUUCCAUUAGCCGGUCCAGUACUGGAGGCCAGCCUGCUGGAGUCAAAAGGGCUGCACCCCAAGGCCACGGUUCCCCCGCCUGCAGGGAGAAAAAAACAGACCCCAAGAUUGCCGUGCAUGACUGUGGUUUUCUGGCCUCGCCCUCCAUGCACUUAGCUAGAUGAUCAGAGAAGCGUUUGAAAGCACUUUGUGUGCAGCGGGUACAAAAAACAGCCCGAAAGUUAGAAUUGACUGCCACCUGCCUCUUGUCUCCGGAGGGCCACGCAAGGCAGCUGUCCGUGGCCAAAAUUCUUAACAGUUCCACACACUCGGUCUACAGGAGCUGCCCACUCCUCAAAGAUACCCUUCCUUAUUUUGCUGCUGUUGAUCAAAAGCUGCAUUGUCUGGUUUACCAGUUUUCUGCCAGUGUCAACCUAUGCCAAGAAGCUCUUUUGCUGAAGGCUCGGCUGCGGUUUUCCAUGUGGUCCGUUUAUCGCCGAGACUCUGAUGCCAGUUCUUAUGCCCUCCCUGCCUGUUCAGACAGUGACAUGAAAUCACGAGUUUUGCUCUGUCUCUUCAAAUUUGUCACCAAGAGGCUGUACCCUUCACAUCACUCUCCUGCCCUGAAAAUGCCCCCCCCCAAAAGAAAGAAGACUUGGUAAGCGGCCCUAAAAUCAUGGCCAUAAGCCGAGACCUCAAGCCCAUUUCCACACCAGGUUCUCACUACUUUAAAUCCAAUUGUACAACAAGUAGUUCUCAAUUUACAACAGGACUACCUGUAUUACUCUUUAAUACAGGUAGUCUUCAACAUACAGUUCAUUUAGUGACUGUUCAAAAUUGCAAUAGCAUGAGAAAAGUGACUUAUUACUGUUUUUCACACAUACAACCGUUGCAGCAUUCUCGGAGUCACCUGAUCCAAAAUUUAGGCAUUUGGAAACUGGCAUGUACUUAUAAUAGUUGCAGUGUCCCUUGAUCAUGUAAUCCCCUUUUGUAACCUUCCGACAAGCAAGGUCAACGGGGAAGCCACAUUCACUUAACAAGUGUGACUAACUUAGCAACUGCAUUGAUUUACUUAACGACCAUGGCAAGAAAGGUCGUAACAUGGGGUGGAAAUGUAAAUCGGGGGAAAAGUCUGCAUCCCCUAGUGCAGGAGUGGGCAAAUGUGACUCUUUUACAAUCUGUGGACUUCAACUCUCAGAAUUCUGGGACUUUUACAGGUUGUAAAAGAGCCACAUUUGCCCACCCCUGCACUAGUGGUAUCUUGCAAAGUGAUAAGUGGUUCUGAAAUUGCGUGCAAGCAUGCUGGAUUGUCCAUUCGAUACUCUGAAAUGUUAUCGGCCCCCAUUCUCGCCUCAUUCCAAGGCACCACAACUGUGUAGACACUAUGUAUGUGGGGGGGGGGAGCGCUCUGCCAAUUCCAUCCCUCCACCUACCAAUUGCUAGCAAGCCUAUCCCUGCUCCAUUCUAUGUCUGUUGGCCAAAACAAGUGAGGCAUGGCUUCCUAAAGCCCAAUACAGGUAGUUCUUCGCUUACGACAAGUCACUUAGUAGCCAUUUGGAGUCGCUACCAGCCUUGAAAAGAGGACUUGCAACUCCGAUCCGAAGUUCCGGCAAUUGCCCUCUUGUAUGGUCACAUCAUCAUGCGUCAGGUCAUUGACAAUACGGCCACAUUCGCAGCCAUUUUGCAGCAUCUCGCGGACACAUGACUGCGUUCGGCAAAGGUUUUAUUGAACAUUGAUACUUAAUUUCUGCUUUUCGGCAAAACAGCACUGUGGCAAACGAGGGGUUCACUUAUUGACUGCAGUGAUAGGCCGUACUGACUUGACCAAAUAAAUUGUGCUACAUGUGAUACCAAA